UAAAAUUAAAUAUGAAAUCCUUAGCCAUUAUAACAUUUUUGGCCAUUUGCAGUUUGACGGCAGCAGGAUAUUUUAACCACGGCGCCAGUAGUUAUGCCAUAAUAACAAAACAUGAGCCUUCGUUGAAUUACCACCAUCAAGGUUUGUCGUCUGGUGGUUAUGGUGGUGGUGAUAGUUAUGGCUGGUCGGAUGGUGGCUACGAUGAUGGACUUUCAGGAAGUCAUGGCUGGUCGGGAGGACACGGUGGCUGGGAUCAGCAUGAUUAUUAUUCUCAUCCUAAAUAUGAAUUUAAAUAUGGCGUUAAGGAUUUAAAAACAGGUGAUAUCAAGGAUCAAUGGGAAGAAAGAGAUGGCGACAAAGUUAAAGGAAGCUACUCUUUGAAAGAAUCCGAUGGUACCACUCGUAUUGUGGAAUAUCAUGCCGAUAAACAUAACGGUUUCAAUGCUGUAGUCAAGAAAAUUGGUCACCCUGAAGUUCUACAUAAAUCUUAUUAUGGCGGUUGGGAAGGAAGUUAUGCAGGCCAAGGUCAUGGACAUGCUACCAGUUAUGCUUCUGUGAAGCUAGUACAUUAA
This is a messenger RNA of Musca vetustissima, 572 nucleotides long. Its product is annotated as adult-specific cuticular protein ACP-20-like. The transcript is spliced from 2 exons. The record is from RefSeq and is a predicted model, not a curated record. The coding region runs from base 12 to 572 and encodes 186 amino acids. Lineage: Eukaryota; Metazoa; Arthropoda; Insecta; Diptera; Muscidae. Gene Ontology annotation, cellular component: extracellular matrix.